GAAGUUGGAAAGCAGUGUCAGCAGUGCCAAAAGCCCAUUCCCUAUCAUUCCUCUGUGACCUGCAGCGUGGGAAAUCUUAUGGUUCAGACCUGGGUGCGGAGGAUACGGCACGGUGACGUGCAAACAAGAAAACUCCCUGGAGCUGUAGUCGCCGCGGGGCGACCUGGGAAAGUCGGCAACGCAGUGGCGGGAACCGCAGUCCUGAGGCCCUGGAACCUCCCAGGGCUCUCUGAUCACCCAGACCUGCUCCCCUGUGCAGCAGAACAAAGGGCCUGGAAGGAGAGGAGACAGCAGCUAAGGAUGCAGGUUUCUGCACUCACUCCAGGUUGUGGACUCACAUCUGAAAAUUUGGAGCUAGGAAUAUCCUGUGAGAGAGAACAUGCAUUGUCUGUGUUUCUGGGUCUGUUACCUGCAAAGGUUGGAUUACUGGCAGGGAAGCAAGCCCUCUAUUCAUUGUUUCUGAAAGAGAAACUCAGGGAAGAGGAACUAAGAAUGGCUGACUCUCCAGUAAACAUGUCACAGAGUCUGUUGACAUUCGGGGAUGUAGCUGUGGACUUCCCCCAGGAGGAGUGGGAGUACCUGGACUCUGCCCAGAGAGCUUUGUAUAUUGAUGUAAUGUUGGAAAAUUAUAACAACCUGGUCUCUGUGGAGAACUAUUGUAAAUGUGAUCCUGCUCAUCAACAUAUGAAUACAGAAAAGAAGUCAUGUCAGUCUAAUGAGCUUAGCAAAGUCUUUCAUGGCCCCUUUACAUGUGCACUUAAAAAUUCAAGUGAAUCUACACAAAACUCUAAUAACUGCAGCUGCAGUAAUCACAGAGAUGCCUCUAUUGACUCAUCAAACCUAGAUAGACAUGAAAGCAUGGCCACUGGAGAAGAACCUCGCAAAUCUAGAGACUGUGAGAAAUCUUUAAAUUCUUGUUCCAGCAUUACUCAAGAUCAGAGACUCUACACUGCAAAGAAAGACAACAGGCAGGAAGAAUAUGAUGAUCAUUUCAGCUCUGCAUACAGUCUUUUGCAACAACCAAUCUACAUUGGAGAGACACCCCACCAAUGUGCAAAAUGCAGGAAAUGUUUCAGUACUGCCUCAUGCCUCACAGUACAUGAGAGAAUUCAUACUGGAAUUAAACCCUACAAGUGCAAUGUUUGUGAAAAGUCCUUCACCCAGUGGUCAAGUCUUAAAACACAUCAAAGACUACAUACUGGGGAGAAACCUUACAAAUGCAAAGAAUGUGGAAAGUCAUUUCCUCAAUUAUCAGCAUUUAAUAGCCAUCAGAAAAGGCAUACUGGAGAGAAACCUUACAAAUGCAAGGAAUGUGACAGAUCCUUUGCCCACUAUUCCAAUUUCAGAAGACAUCAGAAAAUGCAUACUGCUGGGAGACACUAUAGUUGUCAAGAAUGUGGCAAAGUCUUUCAUCAGCUUUCACACAUUAAAAGCCAUUACAGACUCCACACUGGAGAGAAGCUUUUCAAGUGCAAUGACUGCGACAGAUCCUUUCCCCACUAUUCAUCACUGAGUAGGCAUAGGAAAACUCAUUCUCUAGAGAAGUUUCACAAAUGCAAAGACUGUGGUAAGUCCUUUUUUGAAUUAUCACACCUUAAGAGGCAUUACAGAAUCCAUGCUGGUGAAAGGCCUUACAAAUGUGAGGUGUGCGACAAGUCCUUUACUUUGAAUUCAACUCUUAGAACACAUCAGAAAAUUCAUACUGGGGAGAAACCUUACAAAUGUAUGGAAUGUGACAAGUCCUUUACCAAACAUUCAGAUCUUAGAAGACAUCAGAGUGUUCACACUGGAGAGAAACUUUACAGAUGUAAGGAAUGUGAUAAGUCUUAUACUAGCUGCUCAUAUCUUAGAGCACAUCAAAAAAUCCAUACUGGAGAGAAACUUCACAAAUGCAAAGACUGUGGCAUAUCCUAUAUCCAUAUUGCAAGUCUUAGAAGACAUCAGAGAGUUCAUACUGGAGAGAGACCUUACAGUUGUAAGGAAUGUGACAAAUCCUUUACCAGUUGCUCAAAUCUUAGAAGACAUCAGAGUGUUCACACUGGGGAGAAGCCAUACAAAUGUAUGGAAUGUGAGAAGUCCUUUACCCAGGACUCACAUCUUAGAACACAUCAGAGAGUCCACACUGGAGAGCGACCUUACAGUUGUCAGGAAUGUGACAAAUCUUUUUCUCACUCUUCUGGUUUAAGGAGACAUCAGAAAAUCCAUAAUGGAGAAAAACCACACAAAUCCAAAGACUGAUAGAUUCUUUAAACAGAAUUUGAAUCUUGGGAGACAUUAGAAAAUUCAUACUGGAGAAAAACACACCAUUGUAAAUAAUGUGACCUAACAUUUUCUGGUAUUUUUACUUAAAAAUCACAACAGAAUAAAAAUUAGAAACAUGAAGAUAA
This is a messenger RNA of Microtus ochrogaster (prairie vole), 2387 nucleotides long. RefSeq names its product zinc finger protein 345-like. Gene Ontology annotation, cellular component: nucleus. Gene Ontology annotation, molecular function: RNA polymerase II transcription regulatory region sequence-specific DNA binding; DNA-binding transcription factor activity, RNA polymerase II-specific. NCBI's taxonomy places the organism in Eukaryota, Metazoa, Chordata, Mammalia, Rodentia, Cricetidae. Gene Ontology annotation, biological process: regulation of transcription by RNA polymerase II. The record is from RefSeq and is a predicted model, not a curated record.